GUCUCAGCUGCCGAAGCGAGUAGGUAAAAGAGCAUAGAGUCAAAAUUACCAUUUUGCCACUACUCCGGUACUCCCUUCUUCUCUACCUAAUCUAUUAUUCUCAACAAGCUUAAUUCGUUUACUCAAACAAAACCAGGUAGAAAUUGUCUGCUAGAGAGAGAGAGAGAGAGAGAGAGAGGGAGGGAUUUCGUAGUAGAUUGUGUAGCUUUGGUUGGUCCGUCUUCGUCUUCUUUAAGUUUCUGCUAAAACCCUAGAUUGGGUUCGCUUUUUUGAGUGCAGAUCCCAGAGAUUGUAUGCUGGAGUUCCGUGUGUGGGUGGGGGUCAGGUGUGGAUGGGAGGUGAGGUAGCGAUGGGGUGGUGAGAUGGGGGAAUCGGGCGGGUUGGGUGGUUGAAAUGUUUGGUAGUAGUUGCAGAGGGAGUUAUGGUGGAAUUGAGAAUCGUUUGGAUGCGCUAAUUUCGGUGGCGUUGUGGGAAAAUGUCGGCUUCGUUGGCGCCGUUCGAGCGUCCGAGAGGUGGAAUACCCAACACGGUAUUCAAGAGUGGGCCGCUUUUCAUAUCAUCAAAGGGGAUAGGUUGGAAGUCAUGGAAGAAGCGCUGGUUCAUUCUCACACGCACAUCUUUGGUUUUCUUCAAAAAUGAUCCUAGUGCGCUUCCUCAGAGAGGUGGUGAGGUAAACCUUACUCUGGGUGGUAUUGACUUGAAUAAUUCGGGGAGUGUUGUGGUUAGGGAGGAUAAAAAACUUCUGACUGUACUAUUUCCUGAUGGGCGCGAUGGCCGAGCAUUCACCCUUAAGGCUGAGUCUUCAGAGGAUUUAUUUGAGUGGAAAGCAGCACUAGAACAGGCUCUUGCACAAGCACCAAGUGCAGCCCUUGUAAUGGGACACAAUGGGAUUUUCCGGAAUGACACAAGUGAUACAAUUGAAGGAUCUUUCCAACAAUGGAGAGAUAAGCGCCCAGUCAAGUCAUUGGUUGUUGGAAGACCAAUUUUACUUGCUCUAGAAGAUAUAGAUGGGGGUCCAUCAUUUCUUGAGAAAGCUCUUCGAUUUUUGGAGAAGUUUGGAACUAAAGUAGAAGGGAUUUUGCGACAGUCUGCAGAUGUGGAGGAGGUUGACCGCAGAGUUCAAGAAUAUGAGCAAGGGAAGAGUGAAUUCAGUUCUGAUGAGGAUGCUCAUGUUGUUGGAGAUUGUGUCAAGCAUGUUCUUAGGGAGCUACCAUCCUCUCCAGUUCCUGCAUCUUGCUGCACUGCAUUGCUAGAGGCAUAUAGAAUUGAGCAGAAGGAAGCUCGAAUUAGUGCCAUGCGCUCUGCAAUACUGGAGACAUUUCCAGAGCCAAACAGACGAUUACUACAGAGAAUCCUGAAAAUGAUGCAUACAAUUGCUGCUCAUGCCUCUGAGAAUCGAAUGACUCCAUCAGCUGUUGCUGCUUGCAUGGCACCCUUGUUGUUACGACCACUUUUAGCAGGUGAAUGUGAACUGGAGGAUGACUUUGAUGUUAAUGGUGAUAACUCGGCUCAGCUUCUUGCGGCAGCAAAUGCAGCUAAUAAUGCUCAAGCUAUUGUUACGACUCUUUUAGAGGAGUAUGAGAAUAUAUUUUAUGAUGACCAUCUACAUAGAUGUUCUCUUUCAGCUGAUUCUCAGAUGGAAAACAGUGGGAGUGAGGACUCCAGUGAUGAUGAAAAUCUAGAUAUGAAAGAUAAUGGAUACCACGAUGCAGAGAAUGAAGUUGAUCCAGAAAUAGAUGAUGAUCCUGAACGUGUCCUCAGCGGAAAAUUGAGUGAAAGCAGUGGUUAUGCUGGCAGUGAUCUUUAUGAUUAUAAGGUGUUUGGAGGUGAUGAUUCUGAUGCUGAAUCCCCUAGAGACAAUCACACUUUAGGAACAAGUUUGAAGCAACAUGGAGAUUCUCAGAAGUCAAUUAAAGAUUCCAAUAGUGAACAUAAUGAGCAGCAAGGAACAUUGACAAAUGGAAGUGAGAACCCAAUGAAUCAGAUGGAUGGUAGUAGCAAUUUACCUGCCAAUGAAUCUCACCGAUCAAUGGGAGAGAUUCUGUCUUCAAUGGAUUCGGGACUAGUUGUACCUGCACCUGGACCUGAAUUAUGUGCAGAAAAGCCUGCAAGUAAACUAAAUGGCUCCAGCUUCAAUGUCAAGCGCUCGACUUUCUGGGGAAGGAACACUACCAGGAAGAACACAUCCAUGGAGUCGAUUGACUCUUCUGGUGAAGAAGAGCUUGCUAUUCAGAGGCUUGAGAUCACAAAAAAUGACUUGCGGAACAGAAUUGCAAAAGAGGCCAAAGGAAAUGCAAUUUUACAAGCAAGCUUGGAGAGAAGAAAGCAAGCCUUGCAUGAGCGGCGUUUAGCACUUGAACAAGAUGUUUCAAGGCUGCAAGAGCAGUUGCAAGCUGAGAGAGAUCUUAGAGCUGCAUUGGAGGUUGGUCUGAGCAUGUCUUCAGGACAGCUUUCUAGCUCUCGUGGAAUGGAUUCCAAGACAAGGGCAGAGCUGGAAGAAAUUGCUCUUGCUGAGGCAGAUGUAGCCAGAUUAAAGCAAAAAGUUGCAGAACUCCACCUUCAACUUAAUCAACAACGCCAGCAUCACUAUGGCUCUCUCUCUGAUGCUUGCGACCGCUAUCAGCAUAUCCAAAACCUUCAUCCACAUCAGAAGUUUCUUCAACAAGAUUUUGAUAUGACCCUUGCCUUUUGCAAUCAUGAGCGGAAACAAAGAAGUGAGGAGAGUUCAUUGGGAGGGGAUUGGAGGAGCCUCAAGGGUCAAGUAUUGCCAUCUGCAAGUGGUGGCAGGCAUCUGUCACGGAAGCAGUGUGUAGACUCAUCAUGCCUGAGUGAUUCAAAAAAUAUAGAGGCAUCUACAAGCAUUAAUGUGGAUGAACUCUGUGCAGUUGAUUCCGGCACCAUACCCUCUACAUCAAGAGUAGCAGAGGGGAUGGAAUAUCUGAGGCAACCAUCUGCAGCGUCUUCUGCUUUGGUGGAAUUAACAACACGCCUCGACUUCUUCAAGGAACGGCGUUCCCAGCUCAUGGAACAGCUCCACAAUCUUGAUUUGAACUAUGGGGCAGCAUCUCCAAAGGGUUUCCUAUACAAGCCAUCCUCUCCUUCAUGGAAUUAACAGUUCGAGGUAAUGAUACCCAAUUUGAAAGGGGAGCUAAUAGAGGAUCUCUGCCCGACAGUCUUGCCUUCUGUAUAUCCUUGAUGCUGCUGCAAUCUGCAUAUACCAUAGCCCUUGUAUUUGUUUGUCUUAACCUUUUCCUCUUUUUAGUUUAUCCCUUUCUGUUUGUGAGGAUGUUUUGGAUUGCUGUUGUUUUGAGGGUUUCGCGUUCUUUUUCCGUUUUUCCCCCAUUUCAUCUCUUUUUUCCCGUUUCUUUUAUCAUGAUUGAUGUAAGCAUAAGAAACAUUCUUCUCUUGUAUUAAUAGUGUAAAGGAGGGAGGGGAAAUUUUAUUGUCAGAGGUCUUUAGAACGUUACAAGUACUGUGAUGGAGCAGACAAGAAAAAGGUUAAAUCAGCUUUCAUAGGUUUUCUUCUUUGUAAGAAAGCUGUCUGAGGUUCUUUCCAUGUGCUAUGUGAAUGUUACUUUCUGUGCUCUUCAUCCAGUUCAGUGUCACAUUUACUGCCCUUUUUA
Molecule: messenger RNA, 3623 nt
Organism: Nelumbo nucifera (sacred lotus)
Lineage: Eukaryota; Viridiplantae; Streptophyta; Magnoliopsida; Proteales; Nelumbonaceae
Product: Rho GTPase activation protein (RhoGAP) with PH domain-containing protein
Biological process (GO): signal transduction
Source: RefSeq, a predicted model, not a curated record